GUGAGAUAUUCACUGUAUGGAAGAGUGCGAAAGCGAGGGAAAACCGGGAGAGAGAGGGCUGCAAAAUUACGCGGAAGGAAGGUUUCUGAGGAGAGCCAGACUCGGAGGACACAGCGGAGGUCCUGAUGAGGGAAUGCCGAAAAGGAGAGCAGACAUACGGCCAGAGCACCAGACAUGAGUCCGAGAUAUCUGUUGUUGCAGGUGGCGGACUGAAGACGAUGCUGGGUGCCAUGGAAGUUCCAAGUCAUGCUAGGGAUCUCCUCCUGCAGCUCAACAGCCAACGAACCAAAGGCUUCCUGUGUGAUGUUAUCAUUGUGGUGCAGAACGCCCUCUUCAGAGCUCACAAGAACAUUCUGGCUGCCAGCAGCCUCUACUUGAAAUCUUUGGUGGUCCAUGACAAUCUCAUCAACCUCGACCACGAGAUGGUGAGUCCAGGGGUCUUCAGGGUCAUUCUGGACUACAUCUACACAGGCCGCCUCAGUGAGGGAGACCCCACUUCUCCCACUGAACCCAAUCUGGGGGCUGUGUUGGCAGCAGCCAGCUACCUUCAGCUGCUUGACUUGGUGGCUUUGUGCAAAAAGAAGCUGAAAAGAAAUGGCAAGUACCCUCCCCGCCCAGGUCCUGCAUUUCUGCCCUACCCAAAGAUGGGGCCCAACAGUAUGGGUUUAGGGAGUGGGGGCAGGUAUAGGAUUUCCACUCCUGUCAUUCAGUCCUGCCCUCCAGGAGGAAUUUUGAACAGCCAUGCAACCCGGGCAUCACCACUAGAGGAGCUAGUUCCCCAUCGACUGGCCAUUCAUGCUGGGGAGCUGUAUGCUCCCACCUCCACCCAGGGCUCUCAGGUGUUCCCAUCCCUGCAGUCAGCUCUGCCGGCCCAGCUCGGGCGCUCAGCCCACCCCGAGAGGAACUGCUCCCCCAACUAUGGCCUUGAUCUCUCCAAGAAAAGCCCCAACUCACACUCUCAGCACACACCCUCUCAAUCCCACCUGGCAAACACUCACAAUGAUGAGGAGCGAGAUGAGACUCUGAGUGGACGCACCAGUCCCAUGCCAAGGACGAACGGAAGGGCCUUCUCCUCAGAAAAAAUGGAGUCGAAUGACCAGCCAAGCUCCCUCACUCCUCCACCUUUUCCCCAUCUCAACCAGCCUCUUGGCCCACACCUACCCCACCUACACCGCUCAGGCUCCCAGGGCAGAGAUCGCUACCCGUGCCCCCCCAGCCCUGACACCCCAACAGAAGGCGGAGAGGCAGGCAGAGACAUGGGCAACAUCUACCGCUGGGUCAAACACGAGCCACUGUCAUACACAGCUGAAGAUGAAGAUGAAGACGAGGAUGAGGAGGAAGGGGGUGAAAAUGGGGAGCAGCAUCAAAACCACCACAAGGCCGGGGAGGAGAGUGAGGGAGCAGAUGACAAGAGCGGGUCAGGCACGGAGGAGACAGGCAGCAGCGAAGGCCGCCCGUCCCCUUCUGGACCGAUGGGGAGGUUCCACAUGCCGUAUGAGCCAGAGAGCUUCGGGGACAAUCUGUAUGUCUGCAUCCCCUGUGACAAAGGCUUCCCAAGCUCGGAGCAGCUCAAUGCACACGUGGAGACGCACACAGAGGAAGAACUGUACGGCAACUCUGGCGGGGAGCUGGGAAACAGCAAUAACAGCAGCACCAAAAACAUGAGCAGCACCACGAACGGUUACGGGAGCCUGAACAGCAGCAACAGUUUGAACAGUCUGUCCCACCUGGAGAACAAGUCCAGCCAGGCAUUGAGCUCAGGUGGCCUCGGGGAGAUGAUCCGACCCUACCGCUGCUCCUCCUGCGAGAAAUCCUACAAAGAUCCAGCCACUUUGCGCCAACAUGAAAAGACCCACUGGCUGACCCGGCCUUACCCCUGCAGCAUCUGCGGCAAGAAGUUCACACAGCGGGGCACCAUGACGCGCCACAUGCGCAGCCACCUGGGCCUUAAACCUUUCGCCUGCGACUCCUGCGGCAUGCGCUUCACCCGCCAGUAUCGCCUCACUGAGCACAUGCGCAUCCACUCAGGGGAGAAGCCGUACGAAUGUCAGGUGUGCGGAGGAAAGUUCGCUCAGCAGCGCAACCUCAUCAGCCACAUGAAGAUGCACAGCAGUGGAGGGACUGCAGGGGGCCUGACCACAGACGGGAAACUGAAGCUGGACUUUGCUGAGGGCAUCUAUCCACUGAGUAAAUAUGCAGCCGAGCAUCUGGGUCUGAAGCAGGAGAAGGCCAACGAGCUUCUCAUCCAAGCCCAGCAGCAACUGGUAGCCGAUACAAAAGUCAUGGAGAGCCUGUACCCGCUGUCCAAACUGGCUUCGGAGCACCUGGGCCUCUCCCAUGACAACAUGGAUGUCCUGGGCCAAUCGCUUCCCCCUCCUCCACCACAGGCCCUCUCUGAAGCCCGCACCAUUGACCGCUACUCACCCAGCUAAGAUGACCUGUAUAAAUGGCACCAAUAGGUCUGUGUGCACACACAAUUUGCAGUAUUCUAAAGCCAUUCACCUCAAACUCAAUAUCUCCUCUGCACCUCAGACUCAGGCCAAGAGGAAAUGGUCUGCUCAUGCACACCAAAAUGUGUAGACUGUAAGUGCCUUUCUAUGCAUCUAAUGUAUCCUAAGGUCCUCCUUUAUAAAGGAGCUCUGUUCUAUUCUAUGACCAAGAGACACAAAGAAGUACAGUAUUUAUGUACAGUGUAUGCAAACAAACAAAAAAAAAAUUACAGCCAUUGAGCCAAAGUGACAAAUUGAAAACCAAAAUUUGUUUUAUUUAUUUUUGUAUUAUGGUGAAAUCCAAAGAGAGACUGUUGCAAGGAGAGGUUGCAAUCUGACCCUAAACCUGUGUACUAUCAUCUGUGUACAAAAAAAAGCACAUAAGGACAAGAUUCAGGGUUUCGGUCCAGACCUGAAAGGAACUUUUGACCAAAUGAUAACUUUCCUGGACUUCAAAGUAAUGGGAGGAUAUUUUUUUUUCUUUUUUGGGGGGUACUGGACAAUUUAUGUAUCUCACUCUCCAGCUUCUCCAAAUCCUGCUUCCCAAGUCGCAAGGAAAUGACUGAACAGUAACAGCUUCUGCAUUUCGGUAAAGUCUCCUCAGUUUUAUUUCCUCCACAUUUUGAAACCCACUCCCCUGCAUAUUUGCGCAGAUGAAGACCCAUGCUAUGUGACAGUAAUGACAGCUUAAUUAGCCUUACACUCAGCCUUCAUGAGCUAAAACUUCCUUUUUCUUUUUUUUUUUUUUCACAAACAUCCCUUCGCUUUCAGUUGUUAUUGAGAUGCAGUAAGCACAGCCCUGUGAUCUCAGAACUGGGACAUGAUUGCACAUACCCAACUGAUGACACACUAAUCCCUGUUCAUGAUGAGCGUUCGGCUCGUGGCGUAGACGCAACCUGGGCGUUGCCUCUUGACAUUGUGUAAUAUUCACAAUUAUGGAUGCAGCCGAGCAGAAACGGCAGAAUUAAUGGCACAGAAAUCUGUCAUUUACUGUCAAGAGCAAUUGCUCAAUUCACGGCGGCCUGAUGAUUAAACGUGAAGUCGCGGUAGUCAAAUCCUGCAUUGGCGCUCCACCAUUCGACCUCUCAUUUGACCUCCCUCCCCUGUAGUCUGUUGUCUGCUACUGUUGACAAGUCAAAGUGAGUGCAGCCCUUUGCCUUAAAAGCGCUCCACUCACCACACGCAUACACACCCCCUCCCUUCCACACACACACACACACACACACACAGCAAGCUGCUAAUCUUUCUGUGAUAUGAACACAAGAAGGGGUUUGUGGGUCUUCCCCGGGAGCCAGCGGGUGAACAGCACACCCCAGCUGCUGUGCCUUGGUAAUCCCUGUGAAAUCUCACUUUCUCCUGGACAAUUCCCACCGCUCGCCGGCAUGAUGUCCCAUUUCAUGCCUGCCAUCUCACCCCUCUGAUCCACUUAUUAACAUCGGCCUAGCAAAUGUCUCCCAGCGUCGCCUCCCUUUCCCCCGCAAGUAUCAAAUGCAGAAACAAAGAAUGACAUAUUUCUGUGCUGGCUGACCAGCAGUUCCUCCAGCUUGGAAACAAAAGAGCACAUAAAGGUUGCGGGUUGACGGCACAUUUUUGUCUUUAAAAUGUUUAUUCCCCCAAAACAUGCUGGCCUUUUCUUUUCUUUUUGUUUGCUUUUUUUUUUUUUGUUUGCUUUUUCCACUUUUACUAGUCAUUCAGAUUAGAAAUGUCUGACCACUAUAGUGCCAAUGCCAACCUCAGUGGGUGAAUGUGAAGACUAAAGCCAUAAAUACACUGUGAUAGACGGAGUGAAUCUUAAAGGCUUAAAAAAAAAAAAAAACAGAGACAAUGUGCCUGCCUUUUGGGAUUGUUUUUUUUAUGUAACAAUAAUUUAAGGGCUUCUCUGUAGCAUAUGAUCAUAUCAGUGUUUUCUGUCACUUAACCUUUCUUUAUUUUGAUUUGAACUGAAAGCAGCGCACGUGAAACUGGUGCUUACCUCAGGACUGAACCCAGCAUGGGGAUGCUAAGCUUUACUAAACCUUCAAAUUACAACACACACACACACACACACACACACACGCACACACUUUUUUAUAUUCUUAUUAACAGGGCAGUUGUCCUGUGUUAAACCUGUGGUUAUUUGUGUUUAUACAUUUCUUGUUACAGUUUUAUGGUGGAGAUAACAUGUGAUAUUAACAUUUUUUUGUCUGUUUUUAUUUUUACUAUGCGGUAUACAUUUUCUAUUGUGUCGUCCUCAAAGAGGUUUGUGUCGGUCUGACCAAUUCCUUUGUUAUAACAUGAGGCAAAGUCAUUUUGGUAGCAUCUUAACUGGCUGUUUGUGAAUUUCUUUAAGCACGAUCGCAUCAAUCUCUGGUUUCAAACACACAUGCAAGACGAGCGGUGGCUUUUUGCAGUGCGAGUAUGAAAAACUUGUCUCAUAUUGUUUGACCCCUUCCCUCCGGAGGUUAGUGAACUUUCAGUGGCGAGUCAGACUGAGGCCGCACACAAACACACAGGAAGCCAGCUUGUUUUGGAUGAUGCUUCAAGUUUUGAGACUUUGUUACAAAAAAAGGGGUUGCUUCAAUGAAACAUUAUAUUAGCAGCGGUCCACAAGCAUGUGCAUACGUGUUAAAAACGUAAGAACAGGCGGAUGUCAAUCGUGGGAAUUCCAGUCCCCUCACUCCACCUCAUUCACUAGUUUAAAUCAAAAUCCUCUCUGCCUUACACCAUUAAAACAACACAACAUGUUUCCACUGUCACUCCAAAUCUGUGCAGGAGGGAAGAGCAAGAUAAUGGCAGAACAUUUCUGUCGGAUGUGCCCUGUUUGAAAUUCGCUUAAUUGCAUUAAUGUGUAUGACAGACAGGGGGUGGGCUGUGUUUCUAUAGAGAGGGGAAGCGCUUGCUUGUCUGUUUGCAUGUCCCUAUGCUAUUUGAGCGCAUGAAGGGGCUGUUAAUGCAUGUCCUGGGAAUAGGGUCGGUGUGAAGGAGAAGAGCUGAGGAGCAGGAAGUGAACUUUUGGCUGGCGUGUUGUGCGGAGCAGGAUGUGCCGUGUGUUUCUGCUCAGGGGCAGAUAGAGAGACGGAGAAUGGGGAGGGAGAGGAGCAGGGAGAGCGCAGCAGGGUGGACGCAAGCCAUUGUCUCAGUAUGAAAGCCUGUUCGUACUUCUUAAACUCUCCAUUCAGAAAACAAGUAGACUGUAUCUUCUCUUUUCCUUCCCGUUUUUGCUCUUUGGGAAUAGACCUCUGCUAAGUAUCACGGCGAUACGACAUCACGGGCUUUCAAGGGGGCUGCACGGCGAGGAAGCCAUUCAGACAUUUUGUUACAAUUUGAGGAUGUUGUGGAUAUAUUUUUUGGCAUCAUUUGGGUCAUUUUUUCCAUAUUAUGUCAUAGUUUUAACUUUUUAAAAUAAAUUGGGGGCAUGGCUGAUCAAUAUAAAUGGCCUAGAAACUGUAAUGUAAAUCAUAAUUAAAAAAAUGGCAGUAUUUUUAUUGCGCUGUGGUUGAUUCAAUUAGUAAAAUUACAAGAGUCUUGUUUCAAUUUACUGGUGUAGCCACUUGCCCCAUGGGGUUUUAUGCCAUAUGCCUUUGUUGAUGUUAUUUAUAUGACACAACAACCCAGAAAACCUCUCAUUGCCUACGAAGUGGUUUAGAUGAAGAUGUUUUGGAAGACAUUUAAAACAAUUUAUUAGCUACGCUAAUUGAUAUAAUGGAAAUGAGUGCAAAUAUAAACGAGUACAGCACCAUCUAGGAGAUGUGGGUUGAUCAUUUUAUUUUAUUUUUUAGGCCACUUCAUUCCUUUCUAAUGUUGUUAUGGCAUUCAUCCCAGGCCCGUAACUUUUAUAACACUAACACUAUAGAAGUAAAAACCGCCUGGAUGAGUUCCAGUGGCCCCGUGGAGACCAAAAAAGGAUUUAGGUUUAAUGUUAAAAAAUGCAGAGUAUGCCUUUAAGCUUUCUACCAGCAGCAGCGGGCCGAGGUCACCUGUGUGACUCUGACAGUCUGAUCUGCGAUCAUACCGCCGUCUGACAUUUAUUGUAUUUCACGAUGUUUUCCAAAAGGACUGAAGCACUUAGCAGACAUCGCAGAUCCUCAAAACAAAACUCAGUGACAAAUCUUUGUACUAUCCACGGGUUAUGUCGUCAAGUUAAGCUUCUGACCAACUUUGACUUUGCCUUGUUAUGAAAACCAUUAUCUGUGUGGCUGAUCUUAAGAGCACAGAGCCACAGACAUGCCACUGUUGUCCAGUGUAUAUAUUUCUUUUUAUGAGGACUCAUGUUUAAAUGUAGAGCAAAAUAAUAUCAAUAAUCAAGCCAUUUUUUGGCGCCGAAACCUAAAACUGACUCUUAAGUCAACCCAAUACAAAUGUGCCUUCGAUAUAACAAGCAAUUAUGUUCUGCAAUAACUUGUAUACGUGUGUGAGUGUGAAUGUGUACAUAGUGCACCUGUCCAUCUACAUGUCUGAACGCCUUUCCCACAGUGUCACAGGGUGAAGUACAAGAGCGAGACUUGACACUUUCAAGAGUCUUUAUUACAAGCAGCUGCUUUAGAUUUAUUUCCCCGAACUGCACUUUUCUGGAAAAAUCAUUCUAUUGUGAUUUUUUUAUUACUCUUAUGAUCCCCUAGAAGUCCCACAAUUGCCUUUCCUCUGGCACUUCUCUUUCCUCCUCUUCCUCCCUCCAGUGCAGAGCUUGGCCUCGCUCGUUCACCGCCCUUGUUACCUCGACUCACAGCUUCCCCGCUCACCUCUCCCUGUCCCCUCUCUCCUCUUACACUCAACACAAACCGCUGACCCACAGCGCCCGCUGCCUCCCCCCUCCUCUCCCGUGAUCCACUUACUUCCAGCUGUUUUUCAUGCUGAAGAAGACAGUUGUCUAAAUGUUUACGUGGAGAGCUACUUUCUUUUUCUUUAAGCCCUGAUCAAUUUCCAAAAUGAACUUUGUGGCAUGUGUUAAAAUACAGCAGAUGACUGGCCAGAUUAAAAAAAAACCUGACAUCGUUAUUGUAUUCUGAUCCUCAAGCCAAGAAACGGCUUACAAAGGGAGAUUAAAGACAGCAUAUCGUUGUAGAGGAAAUGCAGAAUAAUGUGAGGGGAAAUGUUCAGGGGAAAAUAUGCUCAGAAAGAUGCCAGUAAAGUAAACAUGUAUGAAAUUGCACAAUUGAGCCGGGCCUCGGCUGCACCAGCCAAGUCAUGCACUGAGAUGGAGAAAAGGGAGAGGGAAAGAAGCAGAGAGAAAAAUAGCUUGAUAGUUGUAACCUUCAGUAAAUAACUGAGAAAAGCUGGAUGCUUUGUGGGUCUCUUUUUUUCCGCUACAUUGUUCAUUUCAUCCUUCUUUUUUUUUUUGGAUAUUAUCUUGUGAGGAAAUUACGUUUUUUCAUUGUUGAUGACUGCAGGUCAUUGUCAGGAUUCUUUUUUAAAUGUUAAUGUCAGCGUGCCCUCUGGGAUGUCAUCCUUUUUCCAGACCUAACAAUUA
Molecule: messenger RNA, 7935 nt
Organism: Plectropomus leopardus (leopard coralgrouper)
Lineage: Eukaryota; Metazoa; Chordata; Actinopteri; Perciformes; Serranidae
Gene: hic1
Product: hypermethylated in cancer 1
Biological process (GO): regulation of transcription by RNA polymerase II
Cellular component (GO): nucleus
Molecular function (GO): protein binding; DNA-binding transcription factor activity, RNA polymerase II-specific
Source: RefSeq, a predicted model, not a curated record